AAAUAAUGAAAUACUGCAUUUGUUUACUAAAAAUAUAUAAUGAAUGUAUUAAUAAUAAUACAACACAUUUAUUAUUAUUUAAUCUUUUUUAUAUUCGGAAGUGUUUAAAAAUAACUACAUUUAAACUUUAAUUUCAAAAGUGAUUUAAAAUCAAUUGUCUCGAUUUUAAGUGGUUUAUCUGCACUUUAAACAGCAGGUAGCCGAAAGAAUGCAGUGCACUGAUUGGCCCAGUUAACACGAUCAUAUGACCGAAAGCAACAGGCAGAAAGAUAACAAAAAAGAUUUGUAAAGCUAGUCAAGAAUCCAUAACGCAACCGGAAAUGUAGGUCUAUCCUAAGUGUAAGUAUUAAUAUAUCAAAUAAUAGAAUAUCUCUCGUUUCUCCUGGUGAAAUAUUCGGAUUUACUUUAUUCAUUGACCAGGCAUAAUAUAUAUUAUAUUCAUGUUGAAAUACAUUCAAAAUAAUUAAAACAUUUUAACUAGCUAGUCAGCAGCUUUUACGCUGAAAGUCCCCACCGGAAGUGAUCUCCGUACUAUUGACGGUUGUACGUCACAUGAUAAUGUUUCCUGAUUUGAGAGCCACAGAGGCUGGACUCGGGCAGUCUUAAACAGAUAUAUAGAUAUUUUAAACUUAGUUUAUUUUGAUGUCGAGGUUUAAUCCGCGGGUUUUAUUUCAAAGAAAAUGUUUUAAUUGUUCAUACUUUCCUUGCGGUCGCUAGGUAACGCUAUCAGAACGCGUCACUAACUUCCGAGAUAAAACACACACGGGAAGCGUUUAUGAGCGCGCACACAUAGCUCGCCCGUGACAGCGCGCGAGGGGCUCGCGAGGAGGAGGCCAGGUCGCACGAUGACGGAGCGGACCCCUCUUCUCCACUACCGCCUGUCCACCAGCGUCAAUGAGUCCGAGCCGCGGUGCUCUUCGCCCGGGCAGGCCCCGGCGCAGCACCCGGGGACCCCGCGGCAGCGGGCCGCCCCGCCGCGGCAGCCCGAGAAGCUCUCCAUCUUCUUCGGCGUGGUGAUCCCGACGCUGCUGUCCAUGUUCAGCGUGGUGGUGUUCCUCAGGAUAGGAUUCAUGGUGGGCUAUUCCGGACUGUACCAAGGCAUCGCCAUGCUCCUGGUGGCCUACUUCAUCAUCUGCAUGACGGUGCUGUCGGUCUGCGCCAUCUCCACCAACGGAGCCCUGGACGCCGGAGGGGCCUAUUACAUGAUCAGCAGGGCAAUGGGUCCGGAGUUCGGCGGCAGCAUCGGCAUCAUGUUCUUCCUGGCCAACGUGUGCAGCAGCGCCCUCUUCGUGCUCGGCCUGGUGGAGGCCAUCAUGGACACCUUCGGAAUCCCUGAAGGGUCUGUGCCCAUCCCCCCCUACCAGGUGCUGCCGACGGGCUACUGGUGGUCCCUGCUGUACGGCACGGGGGUGGCCCUGCUGUGCCUGCUGGUGUGCCUGGUGGGCGCCCACAUCUACGCCAAGGCCACCUUCCUCAUCUUCCUGGUGGUCAUGUUCGUCCUGGGCACCGUCUUCGUUAGCUUCUUCGCGGUGCACCCGCGCACCGUCGUGCUGCCUGUAGCCUUCAACGGGACGGGCCCCACCACCGCCAACUUCACCGGCUUCAAGCUGGACACGCUGCUGGGGAACCUGUGGGAAGACUACACCGUGGACUACACCACCAACACCAUGAUGACCUUCGCCACCGUGUUCGCCGUCAUGUUCAACGGCUGCACCGGCAUCAUGGCCGGCUCCAACAUGUCAGGUGACCUGAAGAACCCGAGCUACUCCAUCCCCUGGGGAACCAUCACCGCCGUCAUCUUCACCUUCAUCAUCUACAACAUGCUCAGCAUCAUGGUGGCCUGCUCCUGUGACCGGGUGCUGCUGCAGAGGGACUACAGCUUCCUGAGGGACAUCAACGUGUGGAACCCGUUCGUCACCGUGGGCGUCUACUGCUCCACGCUGUCCGCCGCCAUGAGCAACCUCAUCGGGGCCUCGCGCAUCCUCUACGCCCUGGCCAGGGACGACCUGUUCGGUACGGUCCUGUCCCCGGCCAAGAGGACGUCCUCCAGUGGGAACCCCUGGGUGUCGGUGCUGCUCUCCUGGUUCCUGGUGCAGCUGGUGCUGUUCUCUGGGAAGCUCAACACCAUCGCCAGCAUCGUCACCAUCUUCUUCCUGCUGGUGUACGCGGCCGUAGACCUGGCCUGCCUGUCCCUGGAGUGGGCCUCCGCCCCCAACUUCAGGCCCACCUUCCGCUACUUCACCUGGCACACCUGUGUUCUGGGCAUCGUGGGCUGCGUGGUCAUGAUGUUCUUCAUCAACGCCAUCUACGCCUCGGCCAGCAUCGCCUUCAUGCUGCUGCUGCUGCUGCUCAUCCACUACCUGAGCCCCACCUCCAGCUGGGGCUACAUCAGCCAGGCGCUCAUCUUCCACCAGGUGCGUAAGUACCUGCUGAUGCUGGACGUGAGGAAGGACCACGUGAAGUUCUGGAGGCCUCAGAUCCUCCUGAUGGUCUCUAACCCCCGAGGCAGCACCGGACUCAUCAAGUUCAUCAACGACAUCAAGAAGAGCGGCCUCUACGUGUUGGGACACGUCCAGCUGGGGGACCUCGACACUUUACCAUCAGACCCCCUGCAGUCCCAGUACGACUCCUGGCUCUCACUGGUGGACCACCUGAACAUCAAAUCCUUCGUCAACUUGACGUUGGCCGACUCGGUGCGUCACGGCGUGCAGCACCUCCUCUUCAUCUCCGGACUGGGCGGGAUGCGCCCCAACACCCUCAUCCUGGGUUUCUACGACGACCGCCUCCCGAAGGACAAGCUGGUGGACCCGGCGCUCGCCGUGGAUCCGUCGGCCUCGCCGCGGGACGCCGAGCGAGAGCCGCCCCUCUUCCACUUCGCCUCCCUUCGGGGGUCCGACGGCGGCGGCGAGCCGUCGGACGGGAAGGUCCUCGGCGCCCGCGAGUACGUGGCGAUCAUCGCCGACGCCAUGAAGAUGCUGAAGAACGUGGUUUUGGCGCGCGACUUCAACGGCUUCGACCGCGCCCGCGUCCUCUCGCCGCCCGGCGUCGUGUUCGUGGACGUGUGGCCCGUCAACCUGCUGCGGCCCGACAGCUGCAGCUACGUGGACACGUGCUCGCUGUUCCUGCUGCAGCUGGCCUGCAUCCUCACCAUGGUGCGCGCGUGGCGCCGCGCGAGGCUCCGCCUCUUCCUGUGCGUGGAGGCGGGGCGCAGCGUGCGCGGCUCGGAGCAGAAGCUGGGCCAGCUGCUCAAGGAGCUGCGCAUCAAGGCGCAGGUGUUCGCCGUGCCCUGGGACCAGCAGGUGGCGCUGCACUGGCAGCGGCAGGCCGAGGGGGCGAAGAAGCCGGCGGCGGCGGCGGAGGAGGAAGGCGACUACGUCAACAGCUUCCCGAGCAACGCCACGCGCCUCUCGGACGCCUACCUGUCGGCCGUCAACCGGCUGAUCCUGGACGCCGCGCGCCCCGCCCCCGCCGUGCGCUUCCUGUACUUGCCCCGCCCCCCCGCCGACACCAGCCGCUACGCCACCUACCUGCAGCAGCUGGAGCUGCUGACCCGCGACCUCGGCCCCACGCUGCUCAUCCACGGGGUCACGCCCGUCAUCACCACCGACCUCUGAGGCGCCGCUCCUGGCAACGCCGGCAAGACUUCUGAGGCUCUGAUGUCAUCGGUAUCGAUGUGCGAGUCAAGUCGGCAUCGAACCUCCGACCGCGGCGCCCUCGCCCUCGCCCG
Messenger RNA from Pseudoliparis swirei, 3727 nucleotides. RefSeq lists its product as uncharacterized. Gene Ontology annotation, molecular function: potassium:chloride symporter activity. Bases 846 to 3614 code for a protein of 922 amino acids. NCBI's taxonomy places the organism in Eukaryota, Metazoa, Chordata, Actinopteri, Perciformes, Liparidae. The record is from RefSeq and is a predicted model, not a curated record. The transcript has 13 exons. Gene Ontology annotation, cellular component: membrane. Gene Ontology annotation, biological process: cell volume homeostasis; potassium ion homeostasis; potassium ion import across plasma membrane.